AUGCAUGCGCCCCGGCACUACCUCCGAAUCGCGUACUCGACAUUGCCUGCAGCAGCGGGAGACGGAGGAGGAGGAGGAGCAGGGGACGGCGCACACAUUCGACCGAAGUGGGGCCUAAGUGACACUCACUACCGCGCUGCGCUUCCUGCUGAGUUCUGCGCCAAGAACCCCCCCCCCAUGUACAUCACCCUCUACUACAUAGUCACCCGGCUCCCUGACUCUCUUCGCUUAGUCAGGGACCACUUCCUCUCUGUUUGCCCCACCACUCUCACCGUUGACCUCCUCGAGAAGGCCCUCGUAGCGAUAGAGAAGAGCAUAGUCGCUGUAGGAGCCUCUCGUGGUGACCCUCGCACUCCCGUCUUUGAGGGGUGUUCUCCCUCCCCCCUCUUGCCUUCUAUUGCCUCUGCUACUGCGGCCGACCUCGUUGGUUUCGAGUCGGUCGGCGCUGCGUCUGCCCCGAGCGGGAGACGCCGCACCGGCAAGGGCAAGGGGGGCAAGGGCACUGGAGGGGCUGGAGGGGGUGGUGGAGGUGGUGGUGGAGGCGGUGGAGGGAGUGGGGGUGGUGGUGGGAGUGGUGCCGGGGGUGGCGGGGGCGGCAGUAGCAGUGGAGGCGGCGGAGGCGGUGGAGGUGGCGGGGGGAGCGGAGGCGGCGGAGGUGGUGGAGGAGGCGGAGGUGGAGGAGGCGGCGGAGGCGGCGGAGGCGGCAGCGGCGGAGGCGGCGAUAGUGGAGCGAGUCGCGACUCUGCGCAGAGGAGUGGCGCCAGUGGUGGUCAGCGCAAGCAGCAGCAGCGGAGUGGUCUGACCCUGUCCCCUCAGCAGCUUCGUGAGUGGUAA
Messenger RNA from Closterium sp. NIES-65, 834 nucleotides. NCBI's taxonomy places the organism in Eukaryota, Viridiplantae, Streptophyta, Zygnematophyceae, Desmidiales, Closteriaceae. The record is from the annotation of a GenBank genome assembly.